Messenger RNA from Octopus bimaculoides (California two-spot octopus), 5220 nucleotides. RefSeq names its product allene oxide synthase-lipoxygenase protein. Gene Ontology annotation, molecular function: oxidoreductase activity, acting on single donors with incorporation of molecular oxygen, incorporation of two atoms of oxygen; protein binding; metal ion binding. NCBI's taxonomy places the organism in Eukaryota, Metazoa, Mollusca, Cephalopoda, Octopoda, Octopodidae. Gene Ontology annotation, biological process: lipid oxidation. The record is from RefSeq and is a predicted model, not a curated record.
UUUGUCGCUUCAUAAGAAUUUUUCUCUCUUUGGGAAUGAUAUUUUUAUGUAUUUUCACAUUCCUUUCUGAAACAACUUUAAUACAUAUGGCUAGCAUUACUGACCUUAAUUGCUUGGUUUAUACGACAUUGUUUUUCAGAGAGCAACUUUCGAAUCAGUUAUGUUUGACAAUCUAUUUUCACUCGAUUUCCAGUCAGCGCUUUGGAAGUUCGAGCUCGACACAGGUCGAUUGUUUCUUGUAAGAGGUUUAUCUAUAACCUCCUAUCGCUAAAUAUAUUGUAAGUUCUGCAAGAACAUGGUGGAAGAAAAUAGGCAGCAUCCCGUUCACAUGAUGAGUGAGUUUCGUGUUAAUUAUGAAGUAGUGAUAUCAAAUGUUAUUGCCGCUGGCUGUGUGGAGGGGUAGUAUUUGUUCUACGAAGAAGAAGGUCAAACAGGGAUUUUGUUUGUCUUUGUUCAUUCGGUGACAUUCCUGAGAGGAAUAGGCCUGCCUCCGGGUUGGAUGGUACUGCGUGUGUUAAAGCCACUCAGAAAUAGUACAUUAAUGAGUACAUUAAUUUUGCUAAUAAUUUUUAUAACUCUCAUAGGCUAUCUUUAAAUUUACCAUCAUGAUUUGAGAUAUGAUUAUUUGCCAACAUAAUAUGGCAGUCCUGGUUAGGACGAAUGUUAUUGUUAUUUAGCCCCAGGAAACAUCGUCUCCAGGUGGCUAUAUGACACACUAUCUGUGUCCUUAUAUUUUCGAACAAGGGAGUUUAGCGUCUCCACUCAGCACAAAGCAAUAUCUGCGUACCGCAGUUUCUGGGUUAUUUUUCUUUGUCAGCACAGAAUAACUGCUCGUCUAGAGAUGGCGCUGCUAAACUCUUGAGAGAAAUGGAGAGAGGGAGAGAGAGAGAGACAGAGACAGACAGAGAGAGAGACAGAGAGACGGACAGAAAAAGAAAGAGACAAUCUGCGUAUGUGUCUAAAAGAACAAGAGAAUAUGUUUUAUCGUAGUUAGGAAGUUACCCGAGUUGGAAAGUUCGAUCCAAGUAACAACAACAGCAACAACAACAGUUUGUGCUCGUAAAAGUUGAAAUUCGUCGAAUCCGGAGAAAAUUACCACCAACCAGGAUAUAAUAACAACAAAAAUGAGACUCUAACAUGAAUUAUAGUAAUUACAAGAAUUCCAUAAUCAAUUAAUUAUUCUUAACGAGAGAAUAACAGAAAUAAUUUAUAUAAUAACAGAUGGAUAAUAUAAUAAGCAGAAAACAAAUUCCUAGCCAUAACCUGGUUUUCGGUAAUUAUAAGAAAUAAAAACGGUGAAAAAGGAUCUUAUUGCAGCCAUAAAUCCAUAUGGCUGACAGGCACGUCUGUGUAUAAAUACAAUAUUAGCUAAAAUAUAUCAGGUAGCGAGCUGGCAGAAUCGUUUCCGCACCGGACAAAAUGCUUAGCGGCAUUUCGUCCAACUUUACGUUCUGCGUUCAAAGUCCGCUGAUGUCGAGUUUGCCUUUUCCUGUCAAAAUAAUAUAAAUAAGUACCUGUGAUAUAAGUAUAUAUAUAUGUGUGUGUGUAUAUAUAUAUAUAUAUAUAUAUAGAGAGAGAGAGAGAGAGAGAGAAAGAUAGACAGGGAGAAUAGAGAAAAUGGUGACAUAGACAGGAAGAAAAGGAGAGACCUUCCGUUCGUUUUGUUUUUUCUUCCUUUUUUUAUCAGGUGAAAAUAACAGUUGGCAGCAGAAAGUAAGAAAAAAAAUCAGAUUCAAAGUAAAAUUUUGCGUCUCUUGUGGUGUUGUUACCACAUGUCAGUUCCCACAAGACGGCUUUCCAGCCGUGGACUUCUCACCUCUUUACCUUUGUUUUCCACUUACUUCUAUUAUGUAAGUAUUUUCUGCCGUCGCUAUUUCUCCAUGUUCACCUGAUUUUAUUAUUAAUGAAGCAACAGGUGAAACGACUCCAUUAUAUUUUCAGGCAUAACGUAUGUAUAUAUGUGGGAUCCGGAGAAAAUUAUCAACAACCAGGAUAUACAUACAUACAUACAUACAUACAUACAUAGGCUCGCGCGAGCACACACACUCACACGUGCGCGCGUACACACGCACGUGCUAGUGUGCAUGCAUGAGUGUGUAUCUGUAUAUAUGUGUGUACGUGUGUGCGCGUGAGUGUGCGUGUGUGUGGAUAUGCGUAUGUGUGUAUAUAUAUAUGUGUGUGUGUAUGUGUGUGUGUGUGUGUGUGUGUGUAUGUGUGUGUGUACGUACACACUUGCGCUCACCUGAUAAAAACUCUCACCUCGCCCAACCAGAUCGCUUGUAAUUGUUUGCCUCAACAUAAAGAUUUGCUUUCGAAUAAGGAAGGAAUUCUAUUGUUUAACGCACAUCAGUACAACAGAAAUGAGUCUUAUGCAAUCAAGCCAUAACGUCACACUCCGGAUUCGAACUGGUGACCAGAAAGGAGCAGCAACUGAUGCUAGCGUCUAUGUUAUAUUAUACGAUACUUCGGAUAACAGCAGUGAGAAGAUCCUUGUGGACAACUUCUGGAAAAAUGAUUUUAAAAUCGGGGCCCUCGACACUUUUGAUAUUCAACUCCCGGAAUCGUUUACAGAAGUGAAAAAAAUUGAACUCUGGACCGAAAAGCCCACGGUCGAAUUAACAUCUUCAACUUGGUUCAUACAAACACUGGAAUUGGUACGUGGGUUUACUAGAAAGAGCGUAACGUUUCCUGUUUUCCGUUGGAUAAGGCCAUCCAUCCAUUAUACUCUUUAUCCUUGGGAUACAUUCUUACCACAGAAUGAUCCGGAUAAAGAGCAACGAGAAAACGAAAUCAAGUACAAACGAGAGAUAUACAAGUUAAAACAUCAGGAUGGAUCUCCUGCCAAGGUGAGUAUAUUUUUAGUAUGUUCAAGUACAAUCUAUAUUCUUCCAUGUCCAGUUGUAAUCAAUCAGAAGAUUGCCAGCCAUCAACGUGAGAUCACACAUUUUUAUCGAGGGUCUGCGAAUGAUUCAAGUGAUCACAGCGGCAUCAGUAUUGACUGCUGCUUUAUAUUAUCGAUCUCUCCCCAGCAACGAAACCUUUCACUUCAGAGGCACCUGUUAAUAACCAAGUGGGAAGGGAUUCUGAAAAAUUGGUUUACUGGAAUCACAACUGAUACCUGGAAGAAGCUAGAUGACCUAACUAACAUUUACUGCAAAGAAUGUAUAACGAAACCGAAGGUUUGUUCAUAUUGGAACGAAGACACAUGGUUUGGAUAUCAACGACUAAACGGUUGUAACCCCAAAUCAAUAAAAUUGUGUGAAGAAAUCCCUUCAAAACUUGGAGUGGAUGAGGAAAUGAUGAAACCAGUUCUGAAAGGAGAAACAUUGGAAGGAUUAAUCCAAGAGAAACGACUAUUUUACGCAGACUUCGAAAUUUUGGAAGGCAUUGGUCACAAAGAAGGAUUUGACCUUUGUGCUCCCAUAGCAUUAUUUAUGCUAAAUUCGGAAAACAAUUUGGUACCAAUUGCAAUACAAUUGCAACAACAGAAGGGACCAGAUAAUCCUGUCUUCCUUCCUACUGAUGACUGGGGCGUUUGGACUCUUGCAAAAAUGUGGUUUAAUCUGGCUGAUUCCAGUUACCAUCAAUCUGUUAUGCACCUAGGUUUAACUCAUUUACUGAUGGAAGUGGUUGUUCUUGCACUGCACAGGAAUAUGUCUGUGUCACAUCCAGUCUACAAGCUUUUGGCUCCUCACACUCUUUUCCUUUUGGCCAUCAACAAACUUGCAUUUGAAAGACUUGCAUCACCCGGAGGUUGGGUCGACAAAACAAUGACAAUAGAAUCAGGUGGAUUGGUUGAGCUGUUUCACAAAAGCGUACAACGAUGGGAUUUUUAUCGAGAUGGAAUUCCUGCUAAUGAUUUCGCAAACCGAAAAGUUGAUGACCCGAAUGUUUUACCCAAAUACUACUUCAGAGAUGAUUCGCUUGCAUUGUACAACUCAAUAUAUAAGUAUGUAUCCAGCUAUAUAGAUAUCUACUAUGUUAAUGAAAACGAUAUUAGUGAUGACUGGGAGAUACAAGACUGGAUAAAAAGUAUGGCCGUAUCACACGAAGAUGGUGGCUUACAGGGUUUACCAAUGAAAGAUGGUAAUGGUCACGUGUCUUCAAAGGAAGAAUUAAAAUGGAUUCUAGCCGUAACUAUCUUCACCUGCAGCGUGACGCAUGCCGCCGUCAAUUUCCUGCAGUAUGAAGAAUAUGGUUUCCCUGCAAACUACCCGUCGAUGCUAAGGACACCGCUGUUAAAAGACAAAGAACCUAAAACAGAGAAAGAUAUCAUUGAUGCUCUGCUUGAAAAAGAACAAAUCCUUGAUGUGUUAUCAGUGACACAUUUACUAAGUUCAAAAGGAACGAAUUCUUUGGGAUAUUUUGAAACGCGCUACAUCUAUGAUCCAAGAGCAGUCGGUUGUAUUACAAACUUCCAAUCAGACCUGAAAAAAAUUGGGGAAGAAAUCAGAAAAAGAAAUAAAACAUUACAUAUACCUUACGAAGUCUUGGACCCUGUGAACGUUCCUAAUGCCAUCAGUAUUUGAACAUAUACAUACAUAUACAUAUAUAUAUAUAUAUAUGUAUAUAUGUGUGUGUGUGUGUGUGUGUGUGUGUGUGUGUGUGUGUGUGUGUGUGUGUGUGUGUGUGUGUGUGUGUGUGUAUGUAUGUAUAUAUAUAGUUAUAUGCAUAACUUCUUUGUUAAUAGCUCUGUUUCUCUAGUCAGUUAGUUGUUGGUAUAAUUUACCAAUCUCUCAGUCAAAAUUUGUCCAAGCGACACCAUUUACUGAAUAUUUCUGAUAUGACAUUUAAAAAGUCAACAAAUUUAUUGAGGUUCACAAUUACCAGUUGCUUCUGCACUGUCCACAAUCCCCAGCUAUUUUCCUCGUUUCUGUCUCGUUUACAUCUUCCAUUUAUUUUUCAUUUUAUGAUAUUGCGGUUUUCCCGAUAAGAAGUUUACUUCUGCAGUUUGAUUUGAAUGGGUCAAUUUGUUUUGAAUAUUGUAUUAAACAUAUAAAAAUGUUGUUUGAAAUAUAAUAAAAUAUGUUUCAUUAUAAACUUAUGUAUUUUAUAACAGAGUAGAUUACUCUUCCAUUAAUAUAACUGAAAUUUCUGUGCAAUUAAGCACAAAUGCGAGCAACCAACUUUGUUAAGUCUUGCUAAUAGUCAGAUGUUGUGCUUAUGUUAUACAGCUGUGCAUUAUAUAACAAAGAAAUAAAACGUUAUUUUUCUCUUACA